Messenger RNA from Aspergillus oryzae RIB40, 1470 nucleotides. Its product is annotated as putative transcription initiation factor TFIID subunit 12. Gene Ontology annotation, molecular function: protein heterodimerization activity; DNA binding; TBP-class protein binding. Gene Ontology annotation, cellular component: SAGA complex; SLIK (SAGA-like) complex; transcription factor TFIID complex. The record is from RefSeq and is a predicted model, not a curated record. Bases 1 to 1470 code for a protein of 489 amino acids. Gene Ontology annotation, biological process: DNA-templated transcription initiation; RNA polymerase II preinitiation complex assembly. NCBI's taxonomy places the organism in Eukaryota, Fungi, Ascomycota, Eurotiomycetes, Eurotiales, Aspergillaceae. The transcript has 3 exons.
AUGGAUGGUUCACAGGUUCCUGCGGCCCAGCCCAUGGUUACCCAGCACUCAAAUCUGAUCCGGACCGAUCAAGUCCAAAAGCUCCCUCAUCUCACCGAGCAGCAGAAGAGUCAACACACUCAGCUGGUGCGCAACUUUUGGGAGGUCCUCAAUAACCGCGAUCCUCAGAGCACAGAAUAUCAACACGCGCACUCGAGACUUACCCAGAUAUCUCAGAGUCUGAUGAAGGGUAUGCGGGCAUUCCAACAGAAUCGCCAGCUCCAGCAACAACAGCUCCAGGGCCAGCCUGGUCAGCCUGGUCAGCGGCCGCAGUCGGUCAACCCUCAGACUUUCAAUCAGCUCCUACCCCAGAUUCAACAAAAAGUCAACAGUCUGCAAUUCUCUCUUCCUCCCAAUAUCAGCCAGGAACAAGCACAGUCAUGGCUUCCGGAGGCCAGGUUACGAUACGGCAUUGCGUUGCAAAAGCAAGAGAUCGGUAGGGCGCGUGUAGCGGAGCUACGUCAGCAGUUUAGCCAGCGCCAGGCUGCCGGGAAUAUGACCCAGGAGGAGCUACAGGAGUUCAAAAAUCGGCAGCUUGCGGCAGAGAAGCUUUACCGAGAAGGGGGUGACUUCUUGACCAAGUUCAAAGAGCAACAAGAAAACUUCAAGGCGCAGCAACAGAGAGCAGGCGUACAGAACGUUACAGGUCAACCACAAGGUGCCACUGCCACACCAGCUCCCACUGUCCCUGCUGGUUCUGAUGGUCGCCCCGCAAACACACCCGUGUCAAUGCAUCCUGGACAGGCCCCAACGCCUGCGCCUCAUACUAUCACCUCUGCGGCUGCUCAAAACUAUACCAAUAACAAUGCAAACAAUAACAUGGGCCAGCAACAGAACAUGCCGCAGCCUGCGACCAACUCGCAUGCGCACCCCCAGGGCUACAUCCCCAAUAGAGCCACUGAUAACACGGCACGAAAUAUCAAUAUGGCCAUUCCGAAAACCCUGAAUGUCCCUCCUCCGGAGCCUGUCGCUAUGGCACCAGCGCGGCCAACCCUGUCAGGUGGUCCCAGCCACGGCGCUAUGGGUAUGAUGGGUCAGCCCGCGAUUCAGAAACACCCUGGGUACGUCCUUGAAGGCGAGGGCCAGCGAGUCUUGAGCAAGAAAAUGCUUGACAUUUUGGUUCGCCAGGUUACUGGAGGAGGAGAGGGCGAGGGUCUUACGCCAGAUGCUGAAGAGUUCAUCCUCCAAAUGGCGGACGACUUCGUUGACGACGUGAUUACCGCCGCUUGCCGUCUCGCUAAACUACGCCCGUCAUCUACCCUCGAGAUCCGAGAUAUUCAGCUUGUUCUCGAACGUAACUACAACAUGCGCAUCUCUGGGUUCUCAACUGAUGAUCUUCGCACCGUCAAGAAGCCUCAGCCCACACAAGGCUGGACCCAGAAAAUGUCCGCCAUCCAAGCUGCCAAAGUGACACAAGGCAAGGCUGAAUAA